AAACAUUAUUGUUUCUCAAAACAGCAUAAAAAUACGCAUUUUCCUCAAAUCCUCUCUCUCAUUCCUACUUUUACGUGUAUAAAUAGUUGUACAAAUCGCACUUUCAAAUCUAGUGUCAGCUCAACUUUUUCCAAGUUGUUAAAGAGGAAAAGAAAAAGCUUUACAUCUUUCUCAGAGAAAGUCAAGUUUCUGAAUCUUGAAAAGCCAAAAUUUGGAGCUUUUGAACAGCAACGUGUUUUGUUGGGGAUUUAAGUAAAAGAUGAAGAAUUCUAUAUCAGAACAGAGUUUUUACAUAGAGAGUGAGGAAGAGGAUGAUGAACAGGAGAAGAAUUUGGGAAAAGAUGAGAAUGAAGAAGAAGGGAAUGAAUCUGAUUUUUCCAAUUACUCAAAUGAUAAUGAUGACGAAAAUAAUCGCCAGCAGAGUAAACCUAAUUCCUUAACCUCUGCUUGGCCUCAGAGUUAUAGGCAAUCUAUGGAUAUGUUCAGUAAUGUACCAUCUCCAAGUCUUAACUUUUUGGGAACACCUUCGUUAUCUCGUCUAGGGAGCUCAUUCUUGGGCUCAUCACUCAUAAGAAGACACACUCCUGAGAUAUUGCCCUCUCUUCAGAAGCCUCUGAUACCGUCAGCAGAAGAAGAGAAACCAGCUCACAGACGUAGUUCUCAUGGUUUGCUGCCUCCCAUACACCCCAGGAAGUCUUCGAUGAAGAAAAUUCCUGAACCCUCCAAGGAUGCACAUGGAAUUACCAUGUCUCGCCAAAGCUCCUACGGCCAAGCUGUGAUAAAUGGCAUGAAUGUUCUCUGUGGAGUAGGAAUCCUUUCUACUCCUUAUGCUAUGAAGGAAGGUGGAUGGUCUGGACUUUCAAUAUUAUUCAUUUUUGGUGUGCUUUCUUUCUAUACUGGCAUUCUCCUGAGAUCCUGCUUGGAUAGCCAACCUGGGCUCGAAACGUAUCCUGACAUUGGUCAGGCUGCAUUUGGUACACCCGGACGUAUUUUUAUAUCAAUAAUCUUAUAUGUGGAAUUAUACUUCUCUUGUAUUGAAUACAUAAUCUUGGAGGGCGAUAACUUGUCAUCUAUAUUUCCAAAUGCCCAUUUAAAUCUGGGUGGGUUUGAGUUAGAUGCUCGCCAUCUUUUUGUUUUGAUAGCAACCCUGGCUGUUCUUCCUACUGUUUGGCUGCGCGACCUCAGCGUUCUAAGUUACAUCUCAGUUGGAGGUGUUGUUGCGUCUGUUUUGGUGGUUCUUUGCUUGUACUGGGCUGGUUUGGUGGAUCAUGUAGGCUUUGAAAGCAAAGGGACUGUACUUAACCUAUCUACUCUUCCUGUUGCUAUUGGACUCUAUGGAUUUUGUUACUCUGGGCAUGCGGUCUUUCCCAAUAUAUAUACAUCCCUGGCGGAUCGUAGUCAAUUUCCUGCAGUCCUCUUGACCUGUUUUGGUAUGGUGACUCUGUUGUAUGGUGGAACAGCUGUGAUGGGAUACCUAAUGUUUGGGGACUCAGCUGAUUCCCAGUUUACUCUAAAUUUGCCCAAAGGUUUAAUAGCUUCUAAGGUUGCUGUGUGGACAACUGUCGUUAAUCCUUUCACAAAAUAUGCUUUAACCUUGUCUCCUGUGGCAAUGAGUUUGGAGGAAUUGUUGCCGUCAAAGCACGCCAAAUCUCACGUGUACCCGAUCCUCAUUAGAACUGCAUUGGCAUUCUCCACAUUAGUGGUUGGUCUUUCUAUUCCCUUUUUUGGUUUGGUGAUGGCAUUGAUUGGAUCUUUACUUACCAUGCUAGUGACUCUGAUACUGCCUUGUGUUUGCUUCCUGAGAAUCUUGAAGGGAAAAACAAGUCGCCUUCAGGUUUCAGUAUGUGUCCUUAUUAUCACAGUAGGUACUAUGUCAGCAGUUAUCGGGUCCUAUUCAGCUGUCUCCAAUAUCAUCCAGAGUUUGAGCUGAAUUCUGGUAAUACUGACGAUGGCACUAGAUGUUUUUGAGCUUAGACUACACUAGUUUCUAAUUAUAAAGACUACACAAGUUUCCAUUUUCUUGGAAGAGAAUACAUAGUCCGUAUCCGGGCUUGUGAUUUUGAUGAUGAUUCUUUUUUCCUUUUGUUGUUUUUACAUCUGCAGUCCAUUGUUUUUACUGAACAAAUGCACUUCCAUUUGAUUGAAAGUUUUCUUUCCUAGACUUUCCAGAAUAUUAUGUAGAGCCUCUACAGUAGAGGGGAUGAAUCCAAAUUUUAGUUCAAAGUUAUAUUGCAUAACAUAUUUCUCCA
Molecule: messenger RNA, 2249 nt
Organism: Nicotiana attenuata
Lineage: Eukaryota; Viridiplantae; Streptophyta; Magnoliopsida; Solanales; Solanaceae
Product: vacuolar amino acid transporter 1-like
Exons: 13
Coding region: 260-1930 (556 amino acids)
Cellular component (GO): plasma membrane
Source: RefSeq, a predicted model, not a curated record